This is a messenger RNA of Seriola dumerili (greater amberjack), 16467 nucleotides long. RefSeq names its product golgin subfamily B member 1-like. Lineage: Eukaryota; Metazoa; Chordata; Actinopteri; Carangiformes; Carangidae. Gene Ontology annotation, cellular component: Golgi apparatus. The transcript has 29 exons. The record is from RefSeq and is a predicted model, not a curated record. The coding region runs from base 28 to 14937 and encodes 4969 amino acids.
GUUGUGAAUCCGGUCUUAACUGAAACCAUGCUGAAGUGGUUUUCUGGUGAAGAGGGAGAGCCUGGCUCUGGAGGUCCAGGCUCUCCCCAUCAUGCUGCUGCUGCUGCUGCUGGAGAGGUCGCUGUAGAGGAAAUGGCAGAGCGGCUGACCCAAACGGAGCAGCUCGUCGCUCAGCUGAAGGAGCUGAUCCGGGAGAAGGACGCGGCACUUUGCACCAAAGACGACCAACUUAAGGUGGAGAAGGAGGCGUGUGAGGCCAAACUGUCAAAGCUGCGUCUCCAGAACAAGGCCAAGGUGACCUCCCUCACAUCACAGCUGGAGGAGCUGAAGAAACAGCAGGGAGGUCAGCGCACGCCAACACAUGGCAAGAAGGGGUCAUCGGAGGGAGGAGGGGAGCAGGCCAGUCGGGGCAAGAUCGUCCUGCUGAAGAAGAAAGUCGAGGAACUGGAACAGCAGCUCGCACAAAGAGACGAGGAGCUGGAAAACAAGCGGAAGGAGGUGGCGUCUCAGCGGCAGCGAGGAGAGGAAAUGGACUCCAUGCUAACGGAGAAGGACAGGAAACUGGCAGAAAAAGAGGCGUACAUUGUCCACCUGCAGACAGCACUGGCAGGAGAUCAGCCCAUCGCACCUGCACCGCAACAAAAGGUGUCAGAGGACAGUGGGGCAAUGCAGGAGCUCCAGCUGCUGGUGCAGAGUCUGACCAGGAAGGUGGGAGAAGCAGACGAGCGCUACAGUUUGCUGCAGGAGCAGACGGACAGCCUCAAAGAGCUGCUGGCCACAGAGAAGGAGCAGUACGGUCAGAAGGAGAACAUGUACAAACAGAACAUCCAGACGUUCAAAGACAUCAUUAUCCAGAAAGACAACCAGCUGCUGGAGAUCAACCAGAUGCACGAGCAGGAGCUCUUCAAGCUAGCAGCAAAGUCUGAUGCCAGUGCAGACUUGGAGCAGCUGUUGAAGGCUCUAAAACAGAAGCUCCAUGAGAAGGAGGAGGUGCUGCUGGGUAAAACCCAGGUCAUCGAUGUUCUUCAGGGGGAGGUGGACGGCAGGGACCAACAGAUAAAGGAGCUCACCGAGCGGCUCCGUCGGCUGCAGGUUGAACGAGAGAGCCUGGAAUCCAAGAUGGAGGCAGAGAAGCAUGUGAUGCGAGCGCAACUUCGUGACCUGAUGGAGAAACAGCAGGCAGAGGUGCGGCGAAUGACUGAGCACCAUCAGACGCAGAUGGACCAAAUCCAGCAGGAUCUCCUGGGGCAGAUGGAGGAGCUGAGGAGGGCCUCGGUAGCAGCACCACCACCUGCCCCCCAGGAGGCCGCAGGAGGUGGAAGCGUGCCUGCUGAUUCAGCCUCCAUCCAAAGAAUAGCUGAGCUCGAAGCAAAGCAGAAAACAGAUGAAGCCAGCAGAUCAGAGGCCAAGUUCCUGAAAAUGAAAGCCUGGUCGAAAUCCCGGAUCAGACAGUUGGAGGAGGAGUUGAAGAAAAGCCAGGCCGGAGUUGCCCCCCCAGACCUGACGGCCCUGCGCAGUCGUAUCACAGAACUGGAGGAGGAGAGGGAGGAAAACCUCUGGAAAGUUGAACAAUAUGAGGAGCUCAGAACAAAGAACGAAAUGCUGGAGGCUAAGCUGGUGGUUUAUGAGGAGCAACAGAGGACACUACAAGCAGACCUGGAGCAGUUCACCAAGAGGGCUGCCUCUCAGGCGAGUGAGUCCGGCAGUGCUGAUGACACUCAGAGCCAGGUCCUGGAGUGGCAGGAGAUGGUCGCUGAGGCCGUCAAUGCCAGGGACCGGGCCAGGGAGGAGAAGGCCGCCAUGGCCCUCCGCAUCAGCCACAUGGAGGAGGAAAGAGAGGCACUGGCCACACGGCAGCAGGAGUUGGAGGAGGAGCUGACUCAAGCUCGGGGGCUCGGCCAACACAGGACCAAGAAGCUAACGGCUCCAGCCCAGCGGAGCCUGCAGGAGGACUUUGAGUUUGACGGGCAGGUCCCGUUCCAGGACCCUCGCAGCACCUCGGAGAGCACGACCCCGAUGGAGGGAGAGAACAUGGGAGGUUGGUGGCCCGAGUACAGUACUCCUGAUACAGAUGGUUUGCGGUCCGUUGUGGAGGAGCUGGAGCUGGAGAGGAACCAGCUGCAGGAGCAGAUACUGAGUCUGGAGGAGCGCUGUCAGGAUCUGGAGGAUCGACUGCAGCUGCAGGCACGCAUCGAGGCGUUACAGAACGAGUCGGAGAAACUUCAAAGCCAACUGGCCAGCGUCCGAAGUCAGCAGAGCAGAGAUGCAGAGAAGCAUCAGCUGCUGGUUACCAGCCUCAACGAGCAGCUCAAAGGGUUGAGUGACACACAGGAGUGUCUGGAAAGUUCCCUCAUUGAGAAGGAAAACACUUUGGCCCAAACGUCGGAGAAGCUGGAGCUCAUCAGCAGCCUCCGAGAAUCUUUGAGCGAGAAAGAGAUUCAGUACAAAGAGGUUUCUGACAAGCUCCUUCAGACUGAGCACACUCUUGAAAACGUUUCCAAGAAAUGCAGCAGCUCAGAGAAACAAUGUUCUGGGCUGAAAACUGAAGUCGCCGACCUCACGCAGAAGUUGAGCGUGCUGAAGGAGAAGACUCAAAAACAGGAAGUCACCAUAGAAACUUUACAAACUGAGCUUGAUCAGACAAACGAGGAGCUGGACAAACUAAACACCGCCCACUUGGAAGAACGAGCCCAACUUAUUCAUGACCUUCAAACCUGCGAGCGGGAAAUCGAUAGUCUCAAAGACGCAUUGUCGGAAAAGGACAAGGAGAUAUCGACCCUCUCUGCGAACAUGGUGGAGUACACAGAGCAGUUGACGGUGCUGAAGCAGGAGAUUAAACUCAAAGAGGAGAACCUGGUUCAUGUGGAAAAUGCACUGAGGAAAGCGCAGCAGGAGGUCACGAUCAUCAGAGAGUCACAGAAUUCAGACCAGCAGGCGCUGAAUAACAAGGUCACAGAGGCGGUCGGGAAACUCAAAGAUACCGAGAUGGAGUUAGUGAAGGCCAAAGAGGAGACAGAGUCUAAAGUGGCUGAGGUGGAACAGCUGAUAAAGCAGAUGGAAGAGGACAAGAAAACCAUUCAGGACCUCCGAGGGGAGAUCCAGAAACAGAGCGCGAGCCAUCGUAAUCAUCUGUCUGAAUGUGAAACACACAUCACCUCGCUAAAGGAACAGCUGACGUCCUCCAGCCAAAAGCUGCAGGAGUCAGAAGGACUCGUUUUACAGCUCAAGGAUGAAAAUAUCAACAAAGACACUUUACAGCAAGAGCUUCAUGAAAAAGAACUGAAAUCAUUCAAGGAAGAACAAAACAAACUUCUGGCACAGGUGGAAAAAUACAAUAAUGAAAUGCAGACAUUGUCCAAACGGUUAGAGGAGCAAGUGCAGAGCGAAGAACACAUCCAAAAAGAGAUGCGAGAGAAACUGGAAACCAUAGCUUCCCUGGAAAACCAACUGAAGGCAAAUGAUAAACAAGCCGAGGACGAGAGGCAGAAAUUCAACAGUGAACUGCAGGUCAGAGAUUCAGAAAAUCAGAAGUUGAGCAAUGAGCUUAAAAGCAAAACCGACAACAUCUCCAAACUCAAGAACCUCUUAAAAAACACAAAGACUGAGAGACAGCAGCUGCAGGAAAAGCUCAAAGGGCUGACGGAGGAGCUGGAGCUGCAGAAGGAGAGUGUGAAAGAACUGAAUGAGAAGGUUACGUCUGCUCUUGAACUCAACGGCGCCCUGGGGAGUCAAGUACAAAGCCUCACAAAAGAAAAAGAGAGACUUGAACUGGAAGUGACUGAAAGUGUAAGAAACAUUUCAGAGCUUACAGGUGAGAAUGAGUCACUUCAAGCCCAAAUAUCCACAUUGGAAACGCAGCAUUCACAAAAUGACAAAGUGAUUGAAGGACUACAGAAAGAUAAAGAGGAGUUGACUCUUCAAAUGAACGAGUUAAAGGGAGUUCUUGAGCAAAGCACACACUCAAACUCAGAGAUCCUGCUGGCAAAAACAAAUGAAUGUAGUAAUCUCAACCAGUUACUCAGGGAGAGGGAGGAUCAGGUGACCCACCUGCAGGAACAAGUGCAAAGCUUGACUUCUAAGGUCGACCAGCUGCAGGGCGAGGCGGCAGAGAAAGAGGAGACUGCUGCUGAUCUUCGUGUGCAGUUAGAGGCGCAACAAAACCAGCAAACACAACUUCAGGAAACACUGUCGCUGCUCCGGGAGCAGGAGUGCAGCCUGAAGUCCGGGUUCGUGGAGAAAGACGCGAUACUGAAAGAGAAGCAAGAAGAGCACCUCAGUUUGCAGAAUGAAAUCGCAACGCAGAAAAAUAUCGUAUCCAAGCUGCGAGCUGAAGCCGAGUCUCUCAAUGAAGAACAGUCGCAACUCAGGCGGCAACUUCAAGAGAGAGAAGAACUGUUGGGGAAUACGAUGCGACAGUGUCAAAAACACAAAGACGAACUGAACGAGACGAACAAGACGCUCAAGUCUCUGAGUGACCAAAUCAGCGUCACGGAGGAAAACGCCAGAAAGCUUGAGAGUGAAGCCGAGCUGCGGCAAACGGAGGUGACAAGCUUAAACAGACACAUCCACACUCUCACUGAGGAAAACCAACAACUUCAUGCUGCCUGUGAAUCUACAGCAAAACAACUCGCUCAGCAAACGGAGGCCGUGUCUGAGCUCGAUGGACAGCUGAAAGCAACUCUUGAACAGAACUCCAGUUUGAGCGGGAAGAUUAUCAGUCUGACAGAAGAUCAUCAGAGACUACAGGAGGAGUUGGCACAGAGCAUCCGAUCAGUUUCUGAACUAACCAAUGAGAGGAGUUCGCUCCAACAGAAAACCUCUGGGCUUGAAAUCCAGAUCGCAGACGGUCAGAAAACAAUCGGCAGCUUGUUGAGGGAGAAGGAGGAGCUUUCUAUCGCAGCAGAUGAAUUAAGAAAGGUCCUGAAGGAAAGUGAAAUGUCAAAUUCUGCAGGUUUGCUUGAGAAAACAAACGAAUGUGUUAAUCUGUCAAAACUGUUGAGGGAGAGAGAAGCACAGCUUCAGAGUUUACAGGAGCAAGUUGGUCAACUCAACGUGUCGUUGAAUGAGAAAGAACAAACGUUGUCAGAGUGGCGCUCUCAGCUGGAGGCUCAGCAGAACCAGCUGCUGCAACUGCACGACACUAUAUCCAUGCUGCAGGAACAAGGAUCUGCCUUUAAGUCGGGGCUGAUGGAGAAAGACGCCAUGUUUCAGCAGAAAGCAGAGGAGUGUAGCGUUUACCAGAAAGAGAUCACGCUACAGAAAGAUUGUAUAUCACAGUUACAGGGUGAUGUAGAGUCACUCAGGCGAGAGUGCUCAGGCGCCAAACAGCAGAUUGAGCAGAAAGACCAGACAUUAAGAGAAGUUACAAAUGAGUUUCAAAGCCACAAGGAUGAGCUGAACAAACGGAACGAGUCUGUGAUUUCGCUCAGCAGUCAGCUCGGCGCCAUGAAUGAGAGUGCUGCGGAGAUGGAGGCUGAAAUCACCGACCUAAAGGCGGCUGUGCAGAAACUCACUGCAGAAACUCGUCAGCUGACGCAUGAGGACGACCAGAGGAAGGCAGAGAUCGUUGAUUUUAAAGACAGCAUUCAGGCACUGAAUGAGCAGAAUACUAAAUUAAAAUCUGAACUUCUCAACACAGUGACCGUUCUGUCCGCAGCACAAGAAGAAGUCACAAACCUUAAAAAAUCCGUCGUUGAAAAGGACAAUGAACUCAAAGCAGCGUACUCCGACAAGGAGACGUUUAAUGUGACCGUGAGAGGAAAAGAUGACUCCCUGAAACAGCAGGAGAGUCUGAUCCAGCAGCUCAACAGGAGGGUCUCUGAGCAGGAGGAGCAGCUGAAACAGAAAACAGACGACAACGUCGGUUUAAGUGCAAAAGUUUCAGAGCUCGAAGAUUCUGCCUUGAAGCUCAGAGGUCAGGUUGACAGUCUGACUUCAGAGUCAUCCAUACUGAAAAAUACUCUGGAGAAAAAGGAACAGUUGAGUCUUGAAUAUCAGACUCAUUCUUCAGCUGCUGUUGAAAAGUUUAAUUCAAAUCUACAAGCCAAAGAGGCAGAAUGUGAGAGCUUGAAAGAACAGGUUUCACACCUUGAAGAAUCCGUCGCAAAGCUCAACGACACCCUCCAGGUUCAGAUGACCGAGGCAGAGAAUCUGAAGAAGGCGCUGGUGGAAAAAGAGGCAGCUCUUAAAGACCAGUCAAAAUCUCUCCAGGACAUUCAGAGAAGAGCAGAUGAAGCUCUGCUCUUCAGAACUCAGUUCAUGGAAAGCACAGAGUUGGUGUCACAGCUGCAGAGUCAAAUUCAGUUACUGUCCACUGAGUCUGGAAACCUCAGAACGUCAACAGAGGAGACGCAAAGUGCCUUCAACAACCUACAAGAGAAAUACGCUGCUAACUUGGAGGAGUUGCAGGACGUGAGGAAGCAACUCUCCCAAAGGACCGACGAGGUGUCCGACCUUCGCAAGUUACUGGAUGACUCCAGUAACGAGCAUCAGGUGGCGAAGACCACAAUAGAGACACUGAGAAACGAGUUAACAGCCAUCCGUCACAAACUGGAGAAAACGGAAGACCUGAACUCCAGUCUGUCAAAGGAAAAGGACGAAGCUUUUUCUUCUCACCAAGCAAGCGUGACGCUGCUGACCGUUGAAAUACAAAGACUCAAAUCACAACAUCUUCAGGUUGUUGCACAGAUGAAUGCCCUGACAGAAAACCUGGAGCAGAGGGAAAUGGCUCUGCACGCCAUCAACAGCCAGUACACGGCUCAGGCCAAACACGCCUCUCAGCUGGUCUCAGAGAUGCAGAAACUAGAAGAGCAAAAUAAGAGACUGAGUGAGGAAAUUAGUUUGUCAAAGGAAGGUCAUCAGAAGCAUCUCACCGCCGUCGGUAAUGAGAACGCACGUUUGCAAGAGGAAGUCGGGAAACUUGUUGCGGAGAAGGAAGAGCUGGAAAGGAGACACCAUCAGAUCAGGUCAUCACAGGGGGAGCUGCAGGUUCAGAUGGAGCAUCAGUCCAGCAGCAUGAAUGAACUAAUGGAGAAAAUGGUGUCCGAGAAGGAGAACCUGCAAGCAAAGGUUAGUGGCAAAGAUGGAGAACUCUCUCAAUUAAAAGAACACGUUCUAAAGAUAGAGCAGAUUCUGCAGGACUCUGAGAAAGAGUGGCUGUUAGUUUUGGAUAGAGAAACACAGGAUAAGAAUCUACUUGCUGAACAGUUGAAAGGUGUUGAAAAUGAAAUGAAAUCUAAAGAUGUUAAAGUUAAUGCUUUGAAACGAGACUUGGACAGUUUGCAGGAGAAACUAGCCGAGGCUUCUUCUGCAGUCAGGCAAGGCUCUGAUCAGCUGAGCGCUAAAGAGUCGGAAGCAUCAGCGUCCAGGAUUCAGCUGGAGAAGGUGUUAGCAUCUUUCCAGGAGAAGGAUAAAGAGAACAAUAGUUUGCAACAGGCUCUGAAAACUGUGGAGUGCGAGUUACACAAACUUAUAGUGAGAAAAAAUGACGCAGACAAAGAUUCCUCGUCUGAAAAACAAACCUCUUUACAGGAGAUGAUAAAACAAUUACAGGAGAGUCAUCAGUCUGAAGUAGAUGCUUUGAGAAAUGAGUUGGAUAAAACUGUAGCGAAAUUACACGAAGCACAAAACACACUCGAUGAAGGAGGGAGGAGUAACGAGGAGAGGGGUCAACGAAUUGCUCUUCUGCAAGACACAGUGGAGCGUUUACAGACUCGGCUCAACGCUGAGUCAGAGAAAGUGAAAGAAGCUGCUGUCAAACACUCGUCUUUACACAGUGAACUGCAGGCGAAAGACGAGCAGAUCGGCUGUAUUAACAUUCAGAUAAGUCAGCAGAGGGAAUUACUGGCUGGACUUAGUCAGCAGAUAAGGGAUAAAGACGCAUCCAUUACGCAGGUCAUAGAAUCUGCCUCGAAUGAAAGAAUGAAACUCGCGGAGGAAAAAACAUCUCUAAUAGCACAGUUAGAAAGUGCGGAGCAAGCACAUAAAACCUCCAUGAAAAGGUUUGAAGAGGUGUCGCAACAGUUAGAAGAUUAUAUCUCACGCUCCCAAAGUGAAAAUGACGCCAAGAAUUCAGAGAAGCUUCAGCUGAUAAAGGAAAAGGACAAUCUCAAAGGCGAACUGGCGAAGGUAUCGAAAGAAAAAGAUGUCAUGAAGAAGAAGCUUCAAGCUGCUCUCAUUCUAAGAAAAGAUCUGUUGAAAAAAAUAGAGGAGUAUGAAAAGCAAAGAGAAGAGAGUUUGAACAAUAAAACGGAGGUUUCACAUUUACAGGAUAAAUUACAGGAAGUAACAAACCAAGCUCAGUUAAAAGUUUCUGCUCUGGAACAGAAAAUUGUAGAGAAAGAGGGAGAGAUUCUCGAACACAAGACAGAGAGUGAACGACUUGUUGAACAGUUACAGUCAGAAAAACAAACUUUGCAAGAGACGUUAAAUGAGAAAGAAGCGCGUUUGUCAGAAAAACUGCAAACACUCAGUGAGAAAAGCUCCGUCAUCAAGCAGCUGCAGUCCAGUGUCGCUGAGAGAGAAGAAGCCUUCGAGAAAGACAGAAACAGCCUGAUGCAGAAAUUGGAAGAGCUUCGAGAUGAAAUCAAGACGUGUAAAGAUGAGUUAAAGGACAAAUCUUCCUCCACUGCUACUGCACUUGACUUAGAAAAUGAGCUCGCACAGAUGAAGUCAGAGAAGGCGAUACUCCAGAAAAAGGCCCAGGCUGCUUUGCUGGCGCGCAAAGAGACGAUGAAGAAAGCUCAAGAGAAUGAAAAGAAAUUAACUCAGGAACUGGCUGAGCUGAAAGACGACUACAAGGCUCUGUUGGAGCAACACUGUCAGCAGACGAACGAGCUGAACGCCGUCCAGUUAAACUCUGACGAGAAGGUGAGGGAGCUGGAGGACCUCCAUAAAACCUCCUUGUCUUAUCUGGAUGAACUAGACACUUUGAGACAGCUGGUGGAGGAGCGCAAUAAGACUCUUCAAGAUCUGAAGAUGUCUCUGGCUGAGAAGGAGAGCCAGUGCCAUUCUCUGUCGCACCUGCAAACAGAGCUGGAAACGCUGAAAUCCAAAACUGAGAACAUGUCUCUUGAGAUGGCAAGUAAAGACGAGGCUCUCGUAGUCAUGGAGCAAAGAGCAGAAGCUCUGAAGUCAAAACUUCAACUGGUAGAGAACGACUUGGAGAAAGCCCAGGCGGAAGGAAAGGAGAAAACAGAAGAGAUCGAGAAAUAUAAGGAAACGAUCAAAGUUUCUGAGGUAAAGACCGAACAAGAGAAACAGGUUUUAUUGGAGGAACACGUUAGUACAAAGGAGGAAAAGUAUCGUGUUUUAAUGGAAGAAAAGGAGGCUGUUCUGGAGCAAAGUAAUCAGAUGAAAGUGGAACUUGAGACGGCUCUUGCUUUAGUUUCACAGAAAUCCUCUGAGGUUUUAACCAUCGAAAAGACAUUAUCAGAAACUCAGCAGCAGCUCAGUGAGGACAAAGGUGCUCUGACCAAAGAGCUUGAAAAAGCUCGGCUGCAUUUCACUGAUAUGGAAAGGAAUUUGGAUUUGUUAAAGCAAGAAAAAGAAAGCGCUUUUAGAUUAAUCGAUGAACUCAGAGGUGAGGUGACCGCACUGAACCGGCAACUGGAGGAGGCAGAGGAACUAAAGCUGCAUCAAAAGACGCCUGAAACAGACAUCAGACAGGAAGACGUUGACGAAGGCGGGGUCGGUUCAUCCUGCAAUUGUGCUGAAAACUUCAAAGUGAUAUUAACCGAGAGAGAUGAUGCCUUAUCAGUUUCUCAGGCUCGAGUUGCAGAAAAGGAAGAACUAAUCGCUGCACUUGAACUGCAGCUACAGCAGCAAAUCAAAAUUCACGAAACUGCCGUUGAGAAAAUGAGAAUAGAGGCAGAUCAGCUUCAGAAAUCUCAAGAAGACGGCAACAAAAUGAACGGUCAGGACAACCAAGGCAAAAUUUCUCUCCUAACCAGGAAACUUCAAGCAGCUUUAGUUUCUAGAAAAGAGCUCUUGAAGGAAAAUGCAACGCUCAAGGAAGAAGCAGAGGAGCUGUCAGCCAAACACGGAGCUAAAGAAGCCGAGUGUUGUACUCUGGAAUCGUCGGUUUUGAAGUUGAAACAACAAAACCUGGAUCUGGAAAGCUCAGUGUCAUCUCUGAACAAGGAGAAAGACGAGCUCAGCACCGAAGUCGAUCGAUUCCUCAAUGAUAAUCGCAGUCUCUCAGCAGCCUGCGACAGCUUGAAACUAACCAUAGAGAGCAUCACCCAGCAGAAACAAGCCUUUUCAUGCCAGCUCGAAUCCCUGAAAGACUCUCAAACGGAGGAGCUGUCCAAGUGGAAGUCAAAGCACGCCGAGCUGAAACAAGAGUACGAGUCUCUUUUGCAAGCUUACGAAAACGUUAGCAGUGAAAUGGACAAGAUGAGACAGCUUUUGGAGGGGGCCAAAAGAGACAGACAGGAAGCCCUCCGCAAAAUACACAAACAUGAGGCCGAGAUGGAAAAUCUGGAGAAGCAGGCCAGAGAGAUGGAGGAGGAAAAUGACAGAAUUAAAGAGAGGAUUCGCACAUUUUCCAAAGAGAAACGGCAGAAGAUCGAGGAGCUGGAGGAAGAGAAUCAGAAAAUGAGAUUAGAAUUGACUGAGCAUGAAGGAAACCGCAAAAUGGCAAUGUGUGAGCUGACUGACAAAAAUAAAGAAUUGGAGGCUGAGAUUUGCCACCUUAAAGAGUCUUCAGAGGAUCUGAGAGUGAAACUGACAGAGAUCCAGGCCGAAAAUAGCCAACUGGCAGAAAAACUCGGAGAGGCUAGCUGUUCAUUGGAGGAGAAGCACAUGGAAUCAAACACAUACACAAACAACAUGCAGCUGAAACUGGACGAAGCGCUCAGUUUGAGUAAUUCACUCACUGCGCAGAUUGAGGCCCAGAAAACGGAGCUCAGUGCUCAGCUGGAAAUCAACAAGCUGUUACAAAAGGAGAAGCAAAAUCUUUCUGAGAGAAUUGACAAGAUACAGAACGACCAUGAAGUUCAGUUGGGAAAGAAAGAUGAUGUCGUCAAAGAGCUAAGAGACGUCAUCAACCGACACGGCCAGGAAACCAUCAGCCUGAACGAGAAGGUGAGAAUCCUGGAGGACGAUAAGUCUCUUCUGCAAGAGGAGCUUGAAAAUGUUCAAGAGAUUUCAGACAAAGUGAAAAAUGAAAAUGAAUAUUUGGAAACUGUGAUCCUCAAGAACUCCGAGAGGAUCGACGAACUGACCGAGUCUGUCUGCGUUUUGCAAACCCAGAACACACAGCUGUCCUCUCAGCUGGCGGCGAGCAAGGAGAUGAGCAAUCAGGUUCGUCAAGAGAAAGAGGAGGAGCAGCUCAAACUGGUCAGAGAGUUUGAGGAGAAGCUCAAGACGGUUCAGAGAGGCAACGAGGGCACCAAGAACGUGAAGAAAGAACUGCAAGAGCUGCUCAAAGAAAAGCAUCAGGAGAUAAAUCAGCUGCAGCACAACUGUAUCAAAUACCAGGAACUGAUUUUAGAUUUGGAGAGCUCUCUGAAGAGCUCACAGUCAGCCUGCGAACACAUGGAGAAAGAACUGAAGAAGAGUUCAGAGAAGAUUUCAGCUCUGGAGGAGAGAAGGAAACAGUUUGAAGUUGAGCUGGUGACACAGAAGAAUCUUCUCCAGGACGCCAAAGAAAAGAUUGUGAGUGUCGAGUCGGAAAGAGACCAGCUGGCUCUGGAAAUAUCCCGGCAAAGUCGACAGUCUGAGGAUCGGGAGAAGAUAAAAUCACCACAAAGUAUAGAUGAGAAACAAAUAAAUUCAUACGUGGAGAAUCAGUUUGUGUUGCAGCAGCAGAUCGAUGACCUCAAGGAUUUAAAAGAUAAAGAAAGUCAAAAGGUUAAUGAUCUGCGACAACAUGUGGACUCUCAAGAUCUACAGAUAAAUACUCUGAAGAGAGCAGCUGAGACUAAUGAAGCGAAGCUGUUUGCUUUAUCUUCCACUUCCCAAGGGGCAGAUGCCACAAAACUCUGGAAUGAUUUGUACCAGAGGACGUUGAACGAGAAGGAUAACCAGCUCCUGGAGCAGGGCUUUGUGAUCAAAAGGUUCCUGGAAGACAUGAGGGUUAAAGAUAAAGAGGUGAAUGAACUCCGAGUCACCAAGUCCAGACUUGAGAGGACUCUGAAUGAAUACUCUGUCGCCGCAGCUGCACAGCAGAGACAGCUGUUUGUGAUGAGCGCGAGCAACGCCGAACUGACCGAGUCCGUGGAGCUCAUGACUGUGCAGGUGAAGGAACUGAGUGCUCAGGUGGAGAGAAUAGAGCAGGAUAAAAACACGCUCAGCCGACACCUUGCCGACAAGGAGGAUGCGAUUUCUCAAAUGCAGCUGAAUCUCCAUCAAACAGAGAAGAUAAACGCAGACACAGACGCUCAGCUGCUACUUCUACAAACUCAAAAUGACAAACUUCGAGCUGACUUUGAGAAACAGGAGGGAAUUUCUCUGCAACUGAAAACCCUCCUUCAGAGCAAGGACGCUGAGAUCUCCUCCCUGUUGUCCUGUAGAGAUGGACAGAUGUCGGGGUAUCUAGAGCAACUCCAGGCUAAUUAUCGUUCGCAGGUCGCAGUUUAUGAGGACAGGCUAACAUCUUUACGCUACCAAAGGGAAAAGGCCGAUAAAGAGCUGAGAGGGCUCGAAGCCAGGGUCAAAAGUCUGCAAAUUAAAGCGAGCAGAUCCGUCCAGGAGAAGGAGCAGAUGGCAGCAAAGAUGGAGUCAUUCAAGAACUCCAUGGUGUCUUUACAGAGUGAACGGGAGCGACUGAUGUCAGAAUACAGAAUCCUUGAAGCAAAGAGCGAGCUGGGCUUAAAGGGUAAAGAGGGCUCUGCUGACGGGGAAGGUGGUGCAGCCAAAGGUCUUAAACAUGAAAUAAGGAAACUGUUGCAUCAGAUGGAUGAUCUCAACUCGGAGAACGCGAUGCUCAGGGCUCAGCUGGUCCGGUACAGAGAGGACUUGAAUCAGGUUUUAUCCCUGAAGGACAACCAGUUGAAGGUUCUGCUGAAGAAGCAGCAGGAUGUGAUCAAAAACCUGGAAAAUCAAAAGGCUGCAGCUGAGAAGCAGCACAGAGAGUCUCGCUUGGAGCUGCAGAAGGAAGAGCAGGCGAGCAAUACGUUGAAAGCAGAGAUUUCUAAACUCAAAGCUCAGGUUUCACAACUGGAAACAGAAAUAUCGACUGAGAAAAAGGACAGAGCCACGACGAACGAGGGCAAAGUGAUUGCUGAUUUGCAGGAGGCCGUGGCAGCCAAAGCAGCUGAGUGUAAUGAGCUCCAGCAAAAACUUCUUUCUCAGAAAAUCUUAACUGAUGAACUCAAGGGAAAAAUGCAGCAGGUGGAAAAUGAGACGGACAAAAAACUGACCGAAGCCGAAGACAAAUACAACUCUGAGCUGGACACCUUCGAGCGAGAGGUGGAGCUGAUGAGGGGCGAGCAAGAGACAGCUGAUCAAAGGGUGGCAGAGCUCGCGAAAGACCUUCUCGACAUGGAGCAACAGCUAACAGACGCCAAAACUCAGAAUAAAGACAUAAAGGUUCAAAAUGAGUCUCUGUGCAAAGCCAUGGCCGCUUUGCAGAAUGACCGCGACCAGCUCAUCGAAGACUUCAAGGUCCUGAGAAACAGAUAUGAUGAAGAACUCCGGGAGACUCAGGCAGCUUUGAACAAGGUGGAGCGCAGCCUGCAGGACGCCACGUCCGACCUGGCCAUGUUUGCCAAAGAGAGGGACAUCCUUGUUCAUAAACUUAACGCUUUAGAGAGCAAAGACGCUGACGCGGAGCUGAACAAGUUGUUGGACGAGCUGUCGAAGGACGUGUCGGAGAAAGAGAAGAAACUGAAGCAGGUCGUCUCUGAAAAUAACUCGUACGUCAGGCAGCUAUCGGCGUUCUCCAGAUCCAUGGCCAGCCUCCAGAAUGAUCGGGACAGGCUGAUGGAUGAGUUGGCCGGAACCAAACGAGUGGUUGAGUCCAGACAGGGGUCAAGCCCAGAGACUGUCUCCUCCCUGAGUGUGGAGAGGUCUAAAGGAAGUGGCAUCACAGCCCUCCAGACUGACAGAGACGGGCUGCAGACGACAGAUGAGCUGCAACAACAAGCUGCAGAGAAGAUGCAAACUCGCUUAACGUCCCCUGAAGAAGUCGGCAGCUCUCAGGAGGAAGCAGCAAAUCUGAGGUCUGACAGAGAGAGGAAGGACAAAGCUCCAGUCAAGCGGGAGGCAGGUCAGAGUGGGAUGGAGGAGCUGGUGAGUCAGCUGGAGGCAGAGAGGGUUCAGCUUCACAGAGACCUGCAGCGCUGCAUGUACGAGAUCCAACAGCGAGACCAGUACUUCCAGCAACUCAACACCAAGCUGCAGCAGGCCAUGGAGGAGAAAGGAGCCGUUGCAGCUCAGCUGAGGGCCGUUUCACAAACCCUGAGGGACACACAGAACCGCUGCCAUUGGCUGGAAAACCAGGUCCAAGGCCAGACUCAGGGGUCCGUGUUUGCUGAGGUCGCACCAGGAGCUCCACAGGAGAGAAGCAACGACUCGGUGGUUGCUGAAGCUGCUGAAGCUGCUGAAGCUGUUCAGCUCAGAGAAAGGCUGCUUGAGGUGGAGCAGAAUCUGGCUGAUGAGAGAGCGAGGAGAGAGACGGCUGAGGAGGCUCUGCGUCUGGCUGAGGACAGGGUGAAGAGUGUUGGCUCCAGUCUGUCCAGAGACAGUCAGAGGGAUUUCAGUAUCGAGAUGGAAACAGAGGAGGAGUGGGAGGCUCUGAGUCUGAACCCCAACCAGCCUCUAAUAACACGAAAGGUGAAAGGUGGGAUGGUGGCGUGUCGGCGGUGGCUCAGAGGGCGGAGCCUCUACUUCUCCAGGCUGCUGACGAGCCGCGCCCGCUCUCGAUAUUUCUUCCUGGCCUACUUGCUCACAAUCCACGUGCUGGUCCUCAUGUGCCUCAGUGGCGCCCUGUAGCGAGGUCACGCCGGGAACAGACCGGCUCAAGGUUAAAACUCAAAGCCGCGGUCUGCAGGAAACACUAAAACCGGAGGUGGAGAUGCUCCUGGUUAAUGUUGCCAGGGAAUGAAUGUUGAAGUUAAAGAUUUCAUCCUCCAGUUAAUGUAAUGUUCAGUUUAUUUGUUUUUCUGUUAAAGGCUGGACACAGAUAAGUUAUUGAUUAGAUGUCUGAGCACUGGUUUUUAUUAGUUUACUAGUUUACUUUUUUCUUUUUCUAGACAUCUUUUAUGGUAAACCAAGCCUUAAAGCAUGAUCCUCCCUCCUCUUCCUAAAACAAGCAGGUGGAUUCCUUAAUUCUUGUGGCCUGUUUCCUACAGUUUGUUUUCUGAUCCACAUUGGAGAAGAGACGAGGAGAGAAGCUUCAUAUUUGACACAAAAAAAGCCUCAAAGGGAGUUUGAGAAAGACGGGACUUGAACCAAGAAGGUGCAGAAAGCCAUAUCCAUUCUUUGUCAACACUACUGUAUGAAUCUUGUUUUAAAUUCCUCCCCACCUUGUUGCCCCUCCCCCCUGAGCUGGGAGCAAACAUGCAAACAUCCCGUCUGUCAGUUCCGUUUGCUUCACAUCCAAAUCACAAACGUUGGCACCAGCUGCUGCUUUACCUGCCUGGGUUCACACUUUGCACAUAAUCGUGAUGCUGAGUAAAAACUAUGCACUGAUACUCCAGAUGUAAAUGUAAUCAUCUCAUAUAAGCUCAGAAGCACUACAGCCCCCCCCCCCGUUCCCUUUAAACCGUAAAGCCAAAGGUGAGUGUAUCCUGACCUUGGCAGUUGGAAUAAGUGCUGUCAUGCCCGUUAAAGUGAGUGAGGAGACAUGUUUAAAAAUAUCCUGAACUUUAGCUCCUGUAUCAUGAUGUGCCAUUGCAAAGUGUACUGCAAAAAAAAAAAAGGAUAUGAAAAUACAUAUUGUAUGUAUUUAAGGUUUUUCUGUAUUUAUGCGUGCAUCCUCAGAAAGUAUAGUGUACAGUAUCUGUUAUGGACUGUAUGUAUGUAUAUACACAUUUCUAUCGACUCUGCCUGGUGUAUGAUGACUGUACAUUUCUUCUAGAUUGUUAAAGAGGUGGAAGAUGUGAUGAGAGACGAAGUUUCACAAAACAAGCUCAACUAACGAACCAAAAGUAAAAAGAUAAAAAUAAGAUUGAAUUGUUUUAAAGAGGGUGAAAGACGAUUUGUGGCUCGUUAAUUGGUCUGGUUUUGUAGAAAACCUCGAGUCGAGUACGAGUUUGAGAUAUUGCUGUAAUGAUCUGUACAUAAAGGUGACUGAUGGAAAAAAUAAUGAACUGAAUCUAUUUAUGAAAAAAAAAAAAAGGUAAACUACUGAUAAAUGUUCAGAUGGCAUAUUUUCUCUGCUGCCUCUAUUUUUAAGUUAGUGAUGCUGUUGGCCUUCUGGUUACAUUAGGCUUCACUUGGUGCAAUACUGUGUCAGAGGUGAACGUUUUCAGCUCACCUUCACCAUCCCAGAAGAAAUUUAAUAAAGCUUAUUGGACUUUU